This is a messenger RNA of Elgaria multicarinata webbii, 522 nucleotides long. RefSeq names its product CKLF like MARVEL transmembrane domain containing 5 (gene CMTM5). The record is from RefSeq and is a predicted model, not a curated record. The transcript has 5 exons. Gene Ontology annotation, cellular component: membrane. NCBI's taxonomy places the organism in Eukaryota, Metazoa, Chordata, Lepidosauria, Squamata, Anguidae. Bases 21 to 464 code for a protein of 147 amino acids.
CAGCGCUCGGAGGCAGCAGGAUGGGGGAGCACGAAGAGACGCCCGGGGGGCUGCAGGGCUUUGCCCUGGACAAGGACUUCCUGCGCUCCCCCAAGGGGGUGCUGAUGGAGGCAGAGCUGGGCCUCUGCUUCUUGGUGUUCUUGCUGUUAACGGCAUCCAUUUCAGCCUACAUGGGCGCUGCCCUGUUGGAGGUGUUGGUGACACUGGCGUUCUUAGGACUACGAGCGACGCACUACUACGAACGCCUGACCCGGGUCAACUGGCCCUGUCUGGACUUCCUUCGCUGCAUCAGCGCCGCGAUUGUCUUCAUCGUUGUGGCUUUCGCCGUCAUCGCUGCCAGCCACGAGGGCUCCGCUGUGUCUGCUUUCGUCUUCAGUCUUAUCCUUAUUGCGGUCUUCUGCUUCGAUGCCUACAAAACCUACAGGGCUGAGAUGGGAUCAGACCAGGACGCAGAUCUGGGCUGAGUGAACCAGCGUCCCCACCCACCCCAACACUGGUGGGUGAAAGCUAUGCACACAGAGC